This is a messenger RNA of Nymphaea colorata (pocket water lily), 3183 nucleotides long. RefSeq lists its product as uncharacterized. Gene Ontology annotation, cellular component: vacuole. NCBI's taxonomy places the organism in Eukaryota, Viridiplantae, Streptophyta, Magnoliopsida, Nymphaeales, Nymphaeaceae. The record is from RefSeq and is a predicted model, not a curated record. Gene Ontology annotation, molecular function: serine-type carboxypeptidase activity. The transcript has 16 exons. Gene Ontology annotation, biological process: proteolysis. The coding region runs from base 99 to 3032 and encodes 977 amino acids.
UGGAUGGCAGUCUCUUGUUCUCGGGUUUAUUGUUGGCUGUGGCCUCUCUGUUGGUGGGCACAAGCCAAGGGAGGCAGACGGAUGCUCUGAACCGACUUAUGAAGGCCAGGAGAGAAGGAAAGAUCGAUACAAGAAGUUGGGGGGUCGACAUAGACGCCAAAUUUCAUCAGCUUAACGAAGUUCUUUCUGAGAAGAAGGUUAACUACUCUCAAGAAGGGUUGAAGGAGAAGGACAGGGUGAAGAGGUUGCCAGGGCAACCAGAUGUGGAUUUUGAGCAGUAUGCUGGCUAUGUUACAGUCGAUGAAGAAGCAGGGAGGGCCUUCUUCUACUACUUUGUGGAAGCUGUUGGCUUCAAGAACCUGUCUAAACCCCUUCUACUUUGGCUUAAUGGAGGUCCUGGAUGCUCUUCUCUCGGUUAUGGCGCCAUGGAGGAACUGGGGCCGUUCAGAGUUGCCAGUGAUGGCCGGACGCUUUACAAGAACAAGUAUGCCUGGAACAAUGUGGCAAACGUUUUGUUCUUGGAGUCGCCAGCAGGAGUGGGCUUCUCUUACUCAAAUACUUCAGCAGAUUACAGCUCGAAUGGAGAUCAACAUACAGCUUUGGAUAAUUACGCUUUCCUUGUAAAUUGGUUGGAAAGGUUCCCGGAGUACAAGGAGAGGGACUUCUAUAUUGCAGGAGAGAGCUAUGCUGGGCAUUUUGUGCCUCAACUGGCUCAUGUCAUCCUCCAAAACAACAAGUGGCCCAAGAGAACCAUCACCAUCAAUCUCAAAGGAAUCACCAUUGGGAAUGGAGUGAUAAAUAAGUGGACAGACGACAAAGGCCGGUUUGACUAUCUGUGGACUCAUGCAUUGAUCUCGGACGAGACCGUAGACACGAUUCACAAGAACUGCUACCCUCCUCUCACAAAUCAGCAAAAGGACUUGUGCGACGAGGCAACUUCCACAGCAUUUGUUCUUGCAGUUAACGGCAUGGAUAUUUACAACAUCCAUGCUCCACUCUGCCAUGAUCAUUCCGGAAAGGGGCGCAGCAGCUCCUUGGAAAAUUUUGAUCCUUGCUCUAGCAAUUACAUCCUUAACUACCUGAACCAGCCAGAUGUUCAAGAAGCUCUUCAUGCAAAUGUGACGGGUAUCAAGUGGCCGUGGUAUUCCUGCAGUGACAAGAUUGGUAUAUGGGUUGAUUCGGCGGACACCCUACCUCUUUUUACGGAAUUCAUCGACAAUGGGCUCCGAGUUUGGAUCUACAGUGGGGACGUUGAUGGAAUGGUGCCCGUCACAUCCACAAAGUACUCUUUGGACGAGCUCAAAUGGCCAGUUGCAACCAAAUGGUACCCUUGGUCCUCCGGCAACGAGGUUGGAGGUUAUACUCUUGCUUAUCGGGGCAACUUCACAUUUGCCACGAUCAGGGGAGCAGGUCAUCAAGUUCCCAGUUAUCAGCCAGGCAGGGCUCUCUCUUACAUCAAGCAUUUCCUUCUAGGGGUUGCCCUCCCCACCUUUGAAGCCAUUCCUGAAGGUAUCGCGGCAAUGGGAAAAACCAUGGAAGUCAGUCUGGUUUCCAUGAUUUUGUUGUUGGCUUUGGCCUCUCUGUUGGUGGGCACCAGCCAAGGGAGGCAGACAGAUGCUCUGAACCGACUUAUGAAGGCCAUGAGAGAAGGGAAGGUCGAUACAAGAAGCUGGGGAGUCGAUAUAGACACUAAGUUUUAUCAGCUCAACGAAGUUCUUACUGAGAAGAAGGUUAACUACUCUCAAGAAGGGUUAAAGGAGAAGGACAGGGUAAAGAGGUUGCCAGGGCAACCGGAUGUGGAUUUUGAGCAGUAUGCUGGCUAUGUUACAGUUGAUCAAAAGGCAGGCAGGGCCUUCUUCUACUACUUUGUGGAAGCUGUUGGCGCCAAGAAUCAGUCUAAACCCCUUCUACUUUGGCUUAAUGGAGGUCCUGGAUGCUCUUCUCUCGGUUAUGGCGCCAUGGAGGAACUGGGACCGUUCAGAGUUGCCAGUGAUGGGCGAACUCUUUAUAAGAACGAGUAUGCCUGGAACAAUGUGGCGAACGUUUUGUUCUUGGAGUCGCCAGUAGGAGUGGGCUUCUCUUAUUCAAAUAAUACAAUAGAUUAUAUCAUCAAUGGAGAUAAACAAACUGCAUUGGAUAAUUAUGCUUUCCUCGUAAAUUGGUUGGAAAGGUUCCCGGAAUACAAGGAGAGGGAUUUCUAUAUUGCGGGAGAGAGCUAUGCGGGGCAUUACGUGCCUCAACUCGCUCAUAUCAUCCUCCAAAACAACAAGCGUCCCAACAGAACCAUCACCAUCAACCUCAAAGGGAUCACUAUUGGCAAUGGAGCGAUAAACGAACUGACAGAUGACAAAGGAAUGCAUGACUACUUUUGGAGUCAUGCAUUGAUCCCGGACGAGAUCAUACACACCAUCCACAAUAACUGCUACCCCCCUCACACAACUGAGCAGUAUGAUUUGUGCCAGAAAGCAAAGAAGGCAGCAUGGAGACUUGUAGGAGCCAUUGAUGUGUACAACAUCUAUGCUCCGUCAUGCCGUAUCAAUGCUUCCAAAAAGAAUCACCCCUCGGAAAAUUUUGAUCCUUGCUCUGAUAGUUACGUGCAAAACUACCUGAACCUACCAGAGGUUCAAACAGCACUUCAUGCAAACGUGACAGGUCUCAAAUACCCGUGGUCUGCAUGCAGCUCGACGAUUCAAUGGAGUGAUAGUGUAGAUACGCUACCUCUUUUCACAGAACUCAUGAAUACCAGCCUUAGAGUUUGGAUCUACAAUGGGGACGUGGAUGGAAGGGUGCCUGUCACAUCCACAAGGUAUUCUCUGAAGGAGCUCAAAUUGCCAAUUGCAACCAAGUGGUACCCCUGGGCCUUCCGUGAAGAGGUUGGUGGAUAUGCCUUUGCUUAUCAGGGCAAUCUAACAUUUGCGACAAUCAGGGGAGCAGGCCAUGAAGUGCCUAGUUAUCAACCAGGCAGGGCCCUAGCUUACAUAAAGUAUUUCCUUUCGGGGACAUCCCUCCCCAUCUUUCAUGUCCAUGUCUAGUUGGUGGUUCCAAUGCUUGCGUUCAAUCAUAUAUAUGUAAAACUAAGCCUGCCUUGGUUCUCCAUAAACAUUUAUUUUGGACAAAUUACAAGGCAUCGUUUGGUAAUUGGUUGUGCAUCAUUUGAAAUGAAAAAUGAGUGGCAAAAGGUUG